GAAGCUCAUAUGUGUGUCGUUUGGUAUCAAGUUUAGCGAGCGUGUUGUACGCCGAUUCGGGUCAGUUUUUUGGGCUCGAAAUCGUUCGUGCGUGUUCUACUUUGCUCCGGGAUACGCUUUUCGGGGAGAGGAGCAUCCUACGAGUGACUUUACGCCAGUCCCGGCUUGUUAUUCUCUGUCGCGCACACGAUUUCGCGGGAGCUACCGCAGUGGAGAAUGCUUCUGUUCUGGAACGAACCACGCGCGACCGUAGCCCGCGUGGUGGUGUGCCGCCUCUUCGGUGGCGUGGCCGCUUGGGGGCAGCGCGAGCAACAGCGUGGUGAGCCAUGGAGGCUGCGCUGAACGGCUUGCCGGCGGCCGCCAACGGGCCCGGCGUCGUCGGCCAGGGCUCGGCGGCCAAGGCGUACGACUACCUGCUCAAGUUCCUGCUGGUCGGCGACAGCGACGUCGGCAAGGGCGAGAUCCUCGGCGGACUCGAGGAUGGCGCCCUCGAGUCGCCCUUCAGUGCCCCUGGUGGCUUUGCAUCAUACCGGACAACGACGGUGCUGCUGGAUGGCAAACGGGUGCGGCUGCACCUGUGGGACACGUCGGGUCAGGGCCGGUUCUCGACAAUUAUCCGCUCAUACUCGCGGGGCGCCCAGGGGAUCCUCCUGGUGUAUGACAUCACGAACCGGUGGUCCUUCGACGGCCUGGGGCGCUGGCUCCAGGAGGUGGAGCGGCAUGCACCCGGCGUCUCUAAGGUCUUGCUGGGCAACCGGCUGCACCUUGCCUUCAACCGGGAGGUGGGCCGCCAGGAGGCUGCCGAGUAUGCGCACAAGCACGGCAUGGCUUUCUUUGAGGUGAGCCCACUGUGCGACUUCAAUGUGACCGAGUCCUUCGUGGAGCUUUCUCGCAUGGCCCUGCGCCGAAAUGGCAUGAAACACCUCUGGCGCUCAAACCGAGUGCUGUCUCUGCAGGAGCUGUGCUACCGCUCUAUCGUGAGUUGCACGAGCUCGCACCGCAUCGAGCAGCUGCCGCUGCCCACACCCCUCAAGUCGUGCCUCAAGUCAUACUUCAUGAGCUCGUCUCUGGUGGACGGCUCCUCCUCAAGGCCGGGCCUCCCACUCGCACCCUCGCACCCCGUGGGGGCUCGUGGUGCAGAGCUCAAACUAAACGGCCGCAACAAGCACCACCGAAGGCACUCGGCCGUGGCCGCACUCCACUGCCGCAAGAGCUGCUGCAUCUCGUAGCGGAGGCAUUGUGAAUUGAAGGCUGUUCUGUGACAAGCAUCAUAACAACAUGGACUGUUGACAGCUCCCUGGUCAUGGUGGUGACCUUUGACGUGUGAACUUCUGUGACAAGUGCAUUUGCAGACACACAGACAUUGUGUGCCACAGCGUGCUGGCCACUUUGAGUGCUCAGACAGGAUGCCUUUUGACAGCACUCUUGGAUUGGCUAGCCAUUGAGCACACUGUGUUUUCAUCACUUCUGGUUGUCAAGUCUCAACGUGCCUGCUUUGAGAAGCCCUGUACGUAGUGUAAAUAGUUAGUGUAGCCAAUAAUGGCAUCUGUGCUGUGCUGUGUUUCAUUUGUGUUGCAAGUGAACGUAGAUUUAACAUAGGCUGGAUGUGUAGCCGUCAUUUCUAACUGCUUCUUGGCCACCCUCAUAGCGACGUCAACAUGACUUACAGCAGCAAGUGUGUGUGUUGUAACACUGGUCAUGUUCUAUCUUGAAGCUUCAGCCAACUCUUUGGUCUUCAUCUUUGGUACAGUGUUUUUCUUUUGUUAUUAUUCUCCAAUAACAGUCAAGAAAGAUGAGCUUAUUUGAGAUGCUAAGUGAGCACAAGUAAAUAAAGAAUUAUAGGCUUAAUAAAUACGAGCCGCUGUACAUAUAUUAUGUUAAUAUCACAGACCUGCUAUUCUUUUUUUCGUCUCUUGACAGAAACAGUGACAUUUCCUAUUACUGGAAGAGCACUGUUUGUUUCUGACAUUGCUGAGAGAAUCGCAAGUCAGGGUGUCAUAUUUAUUCAUACAUGUUUAUAAAUAGUUGAGUUUGGCAUCUCGAGAGGAGACAGCUUGUACAUCUCUAAAGUGAGUUGAAAUGUUGGAAAUUGUCCACAGUGUCUGCUCUUGUAUUGACUGAUUACACUCACUGAAAUAAAGUUCAUUGUAUGUUAAGUAAAUGAAUUUUUUUCUUCUUUAACAUUUCAUCUUUCUGUUAUUCUGGAGUAGACUUUGGGUCAAGAAUGUACACUUACUGGGACUAGUCAUGCUUUUCCCAGAGUGGCUAUUUUUACUUUAUUUUUAGAGCAUAACAUUUCAUACUGAGACAUACUAACAUGCUAGUAGUGAAUGCAUGAUGAGGCCAGAUUGUCUGAGUGAGUACUUUGCUGAUACAUAAUGAUUAAGGUAACUGUAACACUAGCUGGUUGUGGAUAUACCUCUGGUGCUUACUUAACAUAUUUUUGUUUUCAGAAAAAUUUUGCAGUGUGAGGUGUGCGUGUGUUAACACUGCUUGGAGUGUUUGAGCAAAUGUAACCAAGCUGGACAGUGCUGUAGGAAGCAAUACAGUCUGAAGUGCCCAAAAUGUGCUGCAAGUCAUGCUGUGCUCGGUUUCUGUUGUGCAGCUUUUUUGGUGCAACGAUGCAAGUGCACUGUUGUCUGCCAUAUGACUAUGAUCACAUGUGGAAAUGUAGUCAGGUGUUUAGUUGUGUUGUGAUGUGUCGAAAUUGUUGUUGUAAUGAUGUGUGUUUAUGUCCUGUGUGUUAGAAAUGUCUAGACAAUGUGCCCUGGUCGCGUCUUUUAUGUCAUAACCUCAAAUUGUAUAUAAGAGAUUUGUCAUUGGUGCGAGACCGGUUCUGCAUGUUUUGUCCAAAUAUGGAUUGGCUGACCUUGACACUGUUGCAGUGACCAGAGCUGUGUGAAACAUGCAAGACAAGAAUAAAACAUUGAAUUUGCCUUGUG
Molecule: messenger RNA, 2942 nt
Organism: Dermacentor andersoni
Lineage: Eukaryota; Metazoa; Arthropoda; Arachnida; Ixodida; Ixodidae
Product: ras-related protein Rab-40B-like
Biological process (GO): intracellular signal transduction
Molecular function (GO): GTPase activity; GTP binding
Source: RefSeq, a predicted model, not a curated record